Molecule: messenger RNA, 1122 nt
Organism: Brassicogethes aeneus
Lineage: Eukaryota; Metazoa; Arthropoda; Insecta; Coleoptera; Nitidulidae
Source: the annotation of a GenBank genome assembly
GUCAGACAGCAUAUACAUUGAAUUAAGAUAUUUUGUGUACUGUACCAUUGUGUAUAUUGUGUUUGUAGUGUUGGUUCGAAUAUUUUUUUUUGGGAUUUUUUCACUGUGACAAUGGCUCAAGAAAGAUCCACCAAUAUCGGCUACAGCAUCGAUCAUUUGCUCGGAAAUAACUCACCACCAAAGGAAGUUCUGGAAGAGCCUGAAUCUCCAGUGUUGGAGGAGGAUGUAAACGAUGACAUGGACAGCAAUCGCCCACGUAAAAUUAGACGCUCCAGGACGACCUUCACGACUUUCCAGCUCCACCAAUUGGAAAGAUCCUUCGAAAAAACUCAGUACCCGGACGUUUUCACGAGGGAAGAGUUGGCCAUGAGGCUUGAUCUUAGCGAGGCCAGAGUUCAGGUCUGGUUCCAAAACCGCAGAGCAAAGUGGAGGAAGCGCGAGAAGGCCAUGGGCCGCGAAGUACCAUUCGUACCACCAAAUGAACAGGUUAGCAUGAUGGAAUACCCAUCCCUACACCCAUUGGGUCUAACGGAACAACAACAAUACUGGGCCCAGAUGUAUGGUUCUUUAUACCCAGCCGCUCUCCAAAUGUGGCCACCAAAAAUGCCACAACCCGUUGGAUUCCAUACUCUUCUCCACCGUUACGUUCUAGCUGGAGGAAUGCCGCCUUUGAACCUCGUGCCGCAAUCCAACGAUAGGUCGGGGAGUUCGAGUCCGGAAUCUGGCACCCAGUUGUCUCCCCAGUUAUCCCCAGCUGCCCUAGAAGCGUUUCGGAUGAGGACGGCUGAAAUAUUGGCGCCCAACCGCGUUGGUUGAAGACAAUAUAUCUCUAACUAUAAUAAAGUAGCGUUAAGUUGAAUUGUGAUAUAAAAUUUCGUAUUUAUUGACCAUGUAAAUAUAGUUUAAACCAAAGAGAUAAGGUAUUCAAGUAUAAGGUUAGAAACAAUUUAAUAAGUAGUUUUUGGCAAUGUUACCUGUGAUAGGAUAAUAAGCGAAUAUGAAAAUUGUUUCUAUAGCGUAAUCAAACGUGUAAAUAUUAUUGGAUAUGUAUGUAUGCUUUAACCCCCCGAUCGAUUUUUAGGCGUAGGUUACAAAAGAUGUAUUUAUUUGCGUAUGACUUUU